This is a messenger RNA of Stylophora pistillata, 3896 nucleotides long. RefSeq lists its product as uncharacterized. Gene Ontology annotation, biological process: centriole replication; regulation of cilium assembly; centrosome separation. The record is from RefSeq and is a predicted model, not a curated record. Gene Ontology annotation, cellular component: centrosome; centriole. Lineage: Eukaryota; Metazoa; Cnidaria; Anthozoa; Scleractinia; Pocilloporidae.
CUUCGGUUUGUUUGUUCUCCACAACGGUCAGAUAUUGUUCUGAAACUGACUUUUUGGCUAUGUUUUAGAUAAUUACCUCCUUAGAGCGAUCACUGAUCCUCAUUAUUUAGAUCAUUAUUUGGUUCACCAAUCCCCUUUUCUGUAAUGGAAUACAGUCCUCGGUCCACAGCAUCGUCCAUUCCGUAUGAUUCCACCACAUCACACACCAUGUCAAUGGCAGCUGAGGUUAAAGCUCAACACAGGCAACUAUUUAACCCUGUUACACCUGAUGUUUCACCACCUCCACAGAUGAGUAAUGGGGGACUUCGCAUGAAGGGUAAAGAAACUGGGUCAGUGUUGGAGGUAGGCAAUGUGACAAAUGCAGAUAUUCAGGAAAUGGAGCAAGUGAGAGAACAUCUGCAACUGAUGCUGCAGAACUGUAAAGGAUAUACAGAUCAGAGUGAUAAUGAACAAACUCCAAGAACAACCACAGACUAUGAAAUACAAGAAAAUGAAAGCGACAAAGAGUCCACCAUAAGUGUGGAAACAACAUCCUUGUUGCGAAGACUUCUUCCAAAUUCUUCCCCACUUUCUGAAAUUCAGGUUAAUUUUCAAACUCCUGAGCAAGGUGUUUUGUCUCAUGAUCAACAUACCAGGCAGAUGGUGUCAUUCACUUGUGACAGGAGGUUGAAUGCAAUUCCUACCAGUAAAGUUACCAAUGAGAAAACACUACUGUCUGAAAAUUCUUUGCUUAGAGAUCAGGUGGAGAAAGAGCGGUUUAGAAGAAAGCACUGUGAACAACAAAUACAGGAACUUCAUGGGAAGCUACUGGAAGUUCAGCAGCAGCUAGCUUUUGCCGUGUCUGCUGAGAGAAAAAAAGAUGCUAUGAUUGAACAACUUGACAAGACGUUAGCUAAAGUUGUAGAUGGAUGGAAAAAACAUGAAAGUGAGAAGGUAUCCAUAAUCAACCAACUCAAAAUAGAACGGGAAACUGCAGAGCAGUCUCAGGAAAGACAACAGGAGAUGUUGCUCCAGUUUGAGAAAGAGCUGGCACAAGCUGUCGAGGCUUUGACUAAAGAACAGGAAAAAGCAGCUCAGGCUGAAAGUGAAAAACAAUUGCAGCUCAAGCAACAAAAGGAGGAAAGACAAAAGUUGCUAGAGUGUUUGUCAAAUGAGAAAGAAACCGUGUCACGAAUGGAACAGGAGAAAAUUCAACUCAGAAAAGAAAAAGAAGAUACCGAAGAGAAAUAUGUUCAGACAGAUGAAGCUCUGAAGGAGCACAUAAGAAUCCUUGAAGAGCUUCAAUCAAAAGUGAGCAGCCUGGAGGCAGAACAUAAUGAUUCAAUGGCCAAAGAGAAGGAAAAACUACAAAAAGAAAUACAGAAUACCAAGGAUAAUCAAGCUGUACUCUCCUCAGUUCAGAUAGAAGUACAGCGUCUUGAAAUGGAGCUUGAUACAAGCAAGAGAGAAAAGGAGAGUUUGAAGAUGGAAUUACGUUUGAUGGAAGCCAAACAUGAAGCAAAUAGGACCAAAGAAGAGACAGAAAGGCAAGCUGACCUGGAAAGAGAGAUGACUCAGCGACUUGAAGAGAUUCAUGAACAAAUGUCAAAAACAGAAUCAGAAUUAAGGGAAUCACACAGGAAACAGCUUCUGGAGAUGAGCAAGAAACACAAAGAAGAACUUGAACAGCAGUUGGCCAAAUUUCAUGAGGAGUUGAAGAAAAAAGAAAUCAAGGUGAAGUCUACUACUGAUGAAUAUGAAGAAAGAAUCAGUGCUUUUCAAGAAAAGAUGGCUUCUCUCUCUAACUCAAGGCUUUACAUGGAGAAAGAAAGACAGAUGCUCUCUGUGCGGCUACAACAGAUGAUGCAGUCUCACUGCAAGGAUGCCAUCAAGUUGUUGAAUUCCAGUACAGUUUCACUCUCUCCUCCAUCUAGAACACAAGAGCUUGUUCACAAUUACAGCUCCUUUGUGAAGAAUGCUGAAGAGGAAAACUUUGACUGGGAAAAAGACCCAGGCUACCAGCCUGGUAAAGUACCAAUCACAGCUUUGCCUUUUCCAUCCUCGCAGCUACAGAAACACCAACACAAGAUACCUGACAAAAUCUCAGCAAGUUACACAACUCAGAAACCAGUGUAUAAUGGCAGCCAUGACAGUGUUAAGGCUGAGAGUGGCAUUUACUCAGGGAGUUAUCUCAGCGUCAGUGGAGACAUGGUUAGGCAUGGAUCACUAUCACAUGACCAGUCUUUAAAUCCAGGGUUUUUUCCUCUUCAUACUGUCAAUGAUGAUAGGAGUGUAAUUGAGGGACAGUCUGUGAUCAAUGGAGAUACUUGUGAGGGAGAAGAAACACUCCUUGAACAAGAACUAGAGACAGACAACACACUACUAUCAGUUUUUAAUCAAGACCACCAUCUUCAAAGGAACAUCUCCCCUGCAGCUGUGACUGAUGAUACUAUAACAGAGAAACUUAAGCAACAGGAAUCACGCCAGGCAGAAUUAAACCACUAUGUGAAAAUGCUUUUGCAAAGAUCACCUACAGAUCAACCUUAUGAGCAGGAUAAACACGAGCUCCCUGAUAGACUUAUGCUGAUUCCUUCCUCCAGUGAUUUGCAAGAGAGAUACUCUAACUCUUCCUCAGGAGUAAUUUCUCCCAUUCAUUCAGAUGAUCAGUUUGAACAAAGACAUGGGAUGUCCUCACACCACCAUCCAUUUAAAGACUCAAGUUCACUUUCCCAUCAGGUACUCCACUCGGAAUUUAAACAUAAAGCACACCAAACACAAGCUGCUUUCACAAAAACCACAGUCACUCCCGGUGUAUUUAGCAUUCCAGGCCAAGCAAGGGAAGAUGUUGGUUUUACAAGCCAGGUACCAUCCCAUGUACCAUACACUCAAUUAGGUCAAGUUGCACCUCACACACCACCGCGGAGAGAACAAGACAGUGAUGACCACCCUCCUCUCCACCCUCCCCACCCAGGAACAUUAACUCCUCACCAAAUAACUCAGUUGUCCAGAAUGCUUGGACUAUUCUCAGAACCUGGUCAGCCACAAAUUACAGCUGAACAACUCUUUGCUUACCUCAGAAGAGUGCAAAACAACCCACCAGGUAACAGCCACUCAACAUCAUCAACAUCAAACCCAGUCAGCACAAAGGCCCACAGCACACAUGAGCACCAUGUACCAGGGCCUGGACAUAGUGUAACAAACUCUCCUCCCCAGGCUCCACAAAAACAACACUUGAUAACCAACAAGGCUAGAAGAAGUCUGGAUUCUAACUUUCACAAGAGACAGGGUUCUUCUGUUAGUGGUCAUCCUAUUAAUCCACCAGGAAGCCUGGUUACAAAAUCUGCUGAGCAGCCAGGCCAGACCAGAGCUCACAAACAGCCUGUGAAACAAGUGUCAAGCCAUGUGGGACCCCCCGCUAGGAACCCAACUGGACUGAACGAUGGAACUAAAUCAGCACCAAAAGGAGGACAACAAGGCAAAGAACCUAAGGCCAAAUCUGCUCCUGCUUCAAAACAGAUCAAGAUCAAUGCUUGGAGAUAGCUAAUAUUUAUUAUGUUAUUUAUUUUCUCACUUAUCAAUAUGUUUUACAAAGCAAAGCAACUAUACCCUUAUUUUACAAUACAACAUCAUCUGAGAUAUCUUGUGAUUAAAGCAGUAGCUUUUCAUUUCUUGUUUCAGAUAUUCUUACUGAAACAAACUAUUGGCAUCACAAAUUGCUAAUGGCAGGAUUAAAAAAGGAAUAAUGAACAGAAACUAAUGAAUAGAAACUAAUGAGAAAAAUAAUAUUACUUGAUUACCUUGAAUAAAAUUCAUAAAACUGUGAGCCCCAGAUAUAUUUCUAGAAUAAUGUCUCAAAAAAGGUAAAUCACACCAGGGAUAGACAAACUAAACACAAAAAUAAAAUUACUGCAGUUGAA